Molecule: messenger RNA, 1893 nt
Organism: Zerene cesonia (dogface butterfly)
Lineage: Eukaryota; Metazoa; Arthropoda; Insecta; Lepidoptera; Pieridae
Product: arylsulfatase I
Exons: 12
Coding region: 32-1633 (533 amino acids)
Source: RefSeq, a predicted model, not a curated record
UAAUCACUAUAACGUAGAUCGCGGAGCGAGAAUGUUGUGUGCUUUACUGUGUGUUUUGUUGUGCUUGAGUGUGAGUGAGUGUCGGCCUAAUAUUGUUUUCAUUCUAGCUGAUGAUUUCGGUUGGAAUGACGUAGGUUUCCAUGGCUCGAACGAGAUACCGACUCCGAACAUCGACGCCCUGUUUGCGUCUGGGCUCUCUCUGCACAACUACUAUGUUACACCGAUCUGCACACCCUCUAGAGCUGCUCUAAUGACGGGAAAAUAUCCUAUCCAUACUGGAAUGCAACAUGGAGUUAUCUAUGGUAUGGAGCCUCGGGGUCUUCCGCUUUCAGAGACAAUACUUCCUCAGCACUUAAGGACUUUGGGUUACAAAAACCACUUGGUUGGCAAAUGGCAUCUUGGUAGUUACAAGAGGGAAUAUUUACCGUUGAAUAGAGGUUUUGACAGUCACCUAGGUUUCUGGACUGGAAAAAUAGACAUGUAUGAUCACACUAAUGAGGAGAAAGGAGUUUGGGGAUUCGAUUUUAGACGAGGUUUUGCAGUAGCUCAUGAUUUGUUUGGCAAAUACGCAACUGACAUUUAUACAAAUGAGGCACUAAGGAUUAUAGCAAAUCAUAACAAGGAUGAACCAUUAUUCCUAAUGAUAGCUCACUCGGCUGUGCACACUGGUAACCCGUACGAACCCAUCCGAGCUCCCGAGGGACUAAUAGCGAACUUCAGCUACAUAGAAGACCCGCAGAGGAGAAAAUAUGCAGCUGUGGUUUCAAAGCUUGACGAGUCCGUUGGAAGAGUAGUCCAAUCGCUACAAGCUCACGGGAUGCUCAAUGACAGUAUUAUUGUGUUCAGUACAGACAAUGGAGGACCAGCCGCUGGCUUCAACUCUAACGCGGCUUCGAACUACCCGUUAAGAGGUGUGAAAAAUACCCUCUGGGAGGGCGGAGUACGCGGCGCGGGAGUAUUAUGGAGUCCAUUGCUUAGCGCGAUACCGCGUGUUGCCUCGCAACCAUUGCAUAUAUCGGACUGGCUGCCCACACUGUUCAGUGCUGCUGGUGGAAACGUUAGUUCCUUAGGUGCAAUAGAUGGCGUGGACCAAUGGCUGGCAUUAUCCAAGGAUAUGAAAUCAGAGCGAACCUCAAUACUACAUAAUAUAGACGACAAAUUUGGCAGUGCGUCUAUCACAGUCGAUCAAUGGAAAUUGCAUAAAGGCACCACAUACAACGGAGCUUGGGACUACUGGUACGGACCGAGUGGUCGUAAUGGCAGCUAUAACGUCGAAUUAGUUUUUGAUGGUUUCGCUGGUCGAGCCAUAGCUCAGCUGGGCCUGAUGCCUAACAAGGAGAAAAUUGCGGAAUUGAGGCAAGCCUCAACUGUGAUAUGUAAACCGAUUGAGCCCAUCCCCUGCAAGCCGCUAGAAGCCCCUUGCCUCUUCAACAUUGUAGAGGAUCCGUGUGAAAUAAGAAACCUCGCCGACAUCGAAAUCGACACUUUACAUCGCGUUCUCGGCGAAUUGGAUGCUUACAACAGAACAGCGGUUCCACCGAACAACGCACCGAUCGACUCGCACGGCAACCCUCGGCUUUGGAGUCAUGUUUUCACAAACUUCGGAGAUUAUAGCCGUGUUCAUGUUUGUUAAUUAUUCGUUAAACCGACUGAUAUUGAAGAUCAAAGAAACUGCGCAAGUAUUGAAUUAAGUUUAUUUUAGUAUGGUUACAAUUGGUGGAUAAAACACCCACUCUUGUCAAUGCAAAAAAAAAGAGUAAUUUAUAACUGAUUGUGAAGGAGUAUGAGUUGUUAGAAAUUGUGUGAUUCUUUUGUUAAAAGCGACUUUUAAGAAUUAAUUCCAGUUGAUUCUGAGUAUGUAUGUAUCAAAAGAAUAAAAAAAGGAAAUAGUCC